Daphnia pulicaria is the source of this 3405-nucleotide messenger RNA. RefSeq lists its product as uncharacterized. Gene Ontology annotation, molecular function: DNA-binding transcription factor activity, RNA polymerase II-specific. The transcript is spliced from 5 exons. Lineage: Eukaryota; Metazoa; Arthropoda; Branchiopoda; Diplostraca; Daphniidae. Bases 223 to 2730 code for a protein of 835 amino acids. The record is from RefSeq and is a predicted model, not a curated record. Gene Ontology annotation, cellular component: nucleus. Gene Ontology annotation, biological process: regulation of transcription by RNA polymerase II.
UUUCGAUGCCCCCAGGGGCUAGUUCAAAAUCUAGACGUUAAUCCGGUUUGCCGUUUGCGUUAUUAAGAGCUUGAAGGCCAUGAAAGCUGGGCCGCUGCAUGGUCGCUGUGGUCGAAAUCUAAAACGCUUUGUGUUACAACGUUUCUCUAUUUGAGUCUGAUAAGAAAACCAAAUAUCUCUUCUCAAUAAAUUAGUUUAUAGAAAAGAGCUGCUUCAACAAAAAUGAAAACACCAUCUCGAAGAAUUCUUCUUGAAUGUUUUCCUCUCUAUUACCCUUUUGGUAACACUGGUGUGCAGGACAUUUUCAAAGACUUCAACUUUGAAAACAUUGGCGAUGAAAUCAAGGUCCUCUUUCUUGGAUGUGGCGACCUGAGGAAUGCACUUCAGGCAACCAGUGUUCAAAACAACAAGCAUUUGCACAUCCAUCUAAAUGACUCGAAUCCAUCUGUUAUGGCUCGCAAUGUUCUGAUACUAAAAAUAAUUUCAGCAGAUGAUUUCGACAUUGAAGAUAAAGAACAUGUUUCUUUUUUGUGGGAUAUUUGGUACAAUGCUGAGUGGCCAGAAACAACUCAAAAGAGAUUCCAAUUGAUUCUUAAUGAAUUACUAAAAAAUAAUUUGCCAGAAAAUGCUGCAUUUCCAAAAAGCACUUACCUGAAAAGCUUGAAAACUGUUUGGUCUGCAUGGAAAUCUAUUUCUUCAAAAACAAAAUCAGAAUCAAAAAUUUUUAUGGAAAAAAUUAGUGAAGAAAGAAUCAAUGUUAUGUUAAAAAGGACAUCAGUCAAUGAAAAAGGAAAAGAAUCAGAAUUGGCUUUUUCGAAAUUCAUCGAUUUGGCUGCUUUUUAUUUGGCAUCAAAAAUUGAAGACCUGGAUGAUUCCAAAAGAAAACAGGUGCAAGAAGAAGCUCGAUUAUAUUUCUUCAAAGGAAACUGUCGACUGGGAAAUGGAAGCAUCAAUGUGUGCGUCAACCCAACUAUGCUAGAUGCAGAAACUCAUCGUUGGCAAGUUCACUACCAGUUGUGUCCUUUCGAUGGCUAUCUACCAUUGACUCGGGGGAAAGAGAUGGAUACGUCGAAUGAAAAUGAAAUGCUUAUCCGAACUUGUCAGAAAAUUCUCCAAACUCUUGUUGCUAAUUAUCGAAGACGCAUGAAAACGGUGAAAAUAUUUUUCCACGUGGACGACGCCUUGGAGUUUUGCCUCAGCAACGUAAAAUUGUCCUUUGACGUGAUAGAUUGUUCCAACUUGGCGGAUCACGUUGGUUUAAUUAACCUUAUUAAUGCCUGUGAAAGAAGACUGGCGAAAACUCCCGAAGCAAUGUUAUUUACCGAGACCAUGACCUGGACCACACUGGCACCUUCUGUUGUCAAUUACAUUGAAAAAGCUCUCUGUUGCCCGCUGAGCAUGAUUCCAACUAUUUAUGGGUUGAGACUGGCCAAUCACGUUAAACUGGGAUCCAGUGAGCCUGCGAACUUGCGCCUUUUUGUGGGGUACCCAGUAAGGCUUUGUUGGCAAAAGGCAUUGCCGUUUGGAAACUUAUCUCUGGACCCUUCUCUCUCGUUGACUCAUUACCUUGAUCAACUUGCUAAAAAAUGUUUCCUGGUUACAAGCCCGCAACUUUCCAAAGUCGGGGAACACUUGGAAAGAUGCGGAAUGUUAUGCUACACUCCCCUUACAUUCAACUACGUAGUGAAUUCAGUAAUCCAGCGUCUUGGAGAUGGAUGUUUUUUGAAAAGUGCUGGUCAACCAACUUCAUUUAAACUGGCUCAACGAACAUUGGAAGCAUGGGAGAAAAAUCAAAGAGUCUUAAAAAUGUCAUCUGAUUUCAACUUUAAUGAGAUGUACAACAUGCUGGGUUUGAUUUAUGGAUUCAUAAGCACUCCCGUGCUCCGGCUUGUUCUUUAUCCCCUAAAUAAAUUCAACUACUGUUCUCUCCAAAUGCCAAGCCAACAAAAGGGGAAGUACACAACCUUUCAAGACUUAUCCGUACCAGACGUCCACAUCAUCGACAACUUUCAACUUCAAAUUAAAUAUUCGUCUGACGGUGAAAUUGAAUCCUCAAUUAUUUCAUUUCUACUGCCUCCGGAUCAUGGCCUUGAAAAUACUCAUGGCGCCUUCGUCUUGGAUCUGACUUCAGAGUUAGCAAUUUUUAGCCUCGAAUUGAUGUCAACGAUGCAUGCGGAAGAUUUUCGCCAGUCAUAUCCGCAUUAUCAAGGAUUUCCACUUCCGGUUGACACGAAUGGUUCGCAAAUGAGAAUCAAAAGCUGCAAUGAAGACCAGUACCAAUAUACCUUGCAAAUAACGGUUGAAUGCGCUGAAACUAUUUCAGGUUUAAAAGUGACAACAAGUCAAUGUCUACCCUGCGAGUCAGCCCACGGAGUAACUGUUUCAUUGGGACAGCCCAAUAGAAUCAAGCCGUUGACAUUAUCUUUUCCUCAUCCCAUCGGGGUCAACGAAAUUAGUGCUACUCUUCACCGCAAAGAUCGAGUGAUUGAUUUAGUUUUGAAAAAGGCGCUCCUUGAACCCUGGCCUUGUGAAUUCCAAACAAAGCAGUCUAAAUGGGUUGUAGAUAACUUUAAACCGUGGAAUGAUGGAAAUGAAGUCAGCUCUAUGGGGAUUCAUCUUAACACUCAAUUUAGGUUGAGUAUGCUUACGAAUCCUUCCUUGUUAGAUAGAUCUGAUUUAAACCAAAUCCGAGAACUUAUAAAAUCACUCUUUGUCAACGCCACCAUAUGAAGUAGUGAUAUAACAGAAUUUUCAGUAUCCGCUUCAGAGGCUCAACUAUUGCGGUAUGUCCUGCGACUGAAUUCGAUGAAGAUUUUACCUAGCAUCUGGCAGAAAAACAAUCUCCCCCAAGACGAAAACAGUCCGUGGCUGGCUACAUUUGUUUCACCACUUUACGAUGACUGCCCCAUGAACAAACAAACUUACAAAGAUGACAACUUUACUUUAUCAUCGACCCGAGAAAUUAAACAAGAUUGCUGUGCCUCGUGUAAAAGAAUUGCCAUCAAUCUUAAGCGCUGUGGCAGGUGCCGAACCGUCGUCUAUUGCAGCGUCGAGUGUCAACGUUCAAAUUGGGCUCAACACAAAAAAGUCUGUGCUUACGUUGAAAAGUAAUCGCGGCUAUCGAAUAUUUGCUGUUGUUUCCUCCAAAUUCCUUUUUUUUUUUCCUUACGAAUAUUUGCUUUUGUUUCAUUUAUAUUCGUUUUUUCCUUGUUUAUUUUCAGUUCAAUUAUCAAUUAAUGACAGAUUAACCAAUGCUACUGAAAUAACUGAGACAUUUGGCUCUUCUUAAGGCAUCAUUUCUGCAUAAAAAAUUUGGUUUCACAUUCACUAGAAAGAAAACUCGUGCUGUACCCCGUACUUUGAGCGUAAAGGGCGAAAGCAUUAUUCAAUACAUAAUUAACCAAG